Patiria miniata (bat star) is the source of this 1591-nucleotide messenger RNA. RefSeq lists its product as uncharacterized. The record is from RefSeq and is a predicted model, not a curated record. NCBI's taxonomy places the organism in Eukaryota, Metazoa, Echinodermata, Asteroidea, Valvatida, Asterinidae. The coding region runs from base 128 to 856 and encodes 242 amino acids. The transcript is spliced from 6 exons.
AUAGAUCGGCAAGGAGAUGGUAAACUUUCUGUGCAGUGUGAUGUGCGUGUGGAACAUCAGACCUUGCCGGAAUGUGACGAUGAAUGCAACAUUUCUUCAAAUCUUAUUAUCAGGAUAGUCUCAAAUUAUGGGAACUGGGGCAGGUAAAAACCCGCAGGUGGGAAUGCCACUGAGUCCGACGGUUGAGUACGCCGAGAAAAGAAGUAGAAAAGAAGGAGAGCCUGUUGUAAUUGAUGCCCCAGCAUUAGUUGACCUUACUCAUGGCACGGUACGCUACAGGAAUGACGAAGAUCACAUCGUCAAAGCAGGCAAAGAACUGAAAACAGGUUACUUCUAUCAUGCAAGACUAGAAGACUACAGUGAAGCUGCAACAAUCAAACCAGAGGACAAACAUAAAUUCAGCUAUGUCUACAAAGGAACAAAUCGCUCCCGUGGCAAGCAGCUAUUCUAUGUGUAUGGCAUAGGCUUCAAUAGCAAGGAUGAACGGUUCCGAGUUCGCAAGCAGUACAAGCCUAAGGGCAGAGGUUAUGUCUGGCCAAGCUCCUUCAGGAAGGGCAACCAUUUCUACUAUGAUCUGACUUUCAUUACUCAAGAGCAUGAUUUCUCUGAAUCUGAAGACGAGGAUGAGGAUAUGAAGACAAACAUCAACCCAGACAAUAUGAGGUUCCGUCUGAAGGACACGGACACAGUUGAAGUGCUUAAGAAGCGUGCUGCAGUCAGGCUACUUGUGCCUUCUUCUAACAUCCAUGUCAGCUAUGCUGAUACUGAGCUGAGUGAUGAGGAUACUGUUGGGAAACAGCGAACAGAGGAGGAUGGGGAUUUCACAAGAUUUGUCAUCUGUCUCCAAGCUGUCUGAUGAAAUAAUGGUAUCAUUGUCAGCUGAUUAGUUACAUCUCAAGUGUUAGCAUAAACACUGAGUGUAUUUUGUUCAAGCCUUGUCUUUGAGACGUCAAUAAGCAGGUCACUUGGUGUUUAUGACCCAACUUUUGAACCAGAAAGCCACUGCGGGUAUUUCAAAAACAUUCCAUCACAACCAUCUUAGUCAUAAACAAUCUAUAGCCAAAAACAAACUGGACUUGCGCUCAGAACAAGAUUGCUUAGUACUUUUGUUACUUUAACAAAAAAAUAGUGCUAAAAAUGGAACCUUUCAAAAAAACUCGGCAUAAAAGUUUAAAUUACAAUUUACCAUAAGUUACAAAUGUACCAUACAAAUUACGUGUAAAAUUUGAUACGCUAUAUAAUUUAUGCAUUUUAGUCAAUCCAAGGGCUCUAGCUGUAUUGUCAAUGUUGACGUUAACCGUACCAGAUGUCGUUGAAACAUAUGUUGUGCUUUCAGUUAAUGCUGAUAUAUUCUGAGUUAUCAUUGAACUUCAGGCAGAAAAAAAAACAGUUAGGAGUAUUUUUAAAUUGUGUAGUGUCAUGAAGAGACAACCACAGAUGUGCUAAUGGAGUGGUGCACUCUUUAUAGUAGACAUGUUGAGGACACACAGCAUGUAUAUAGGCUGGGUUUAUUGCUUUGUAAUAGUCUGCAGUCACAAGCCCUCACAAUUCAGGUUACUAAUAACAGGAUAAACAGUGACAAAGAAAUACA